Messenger RNA from Pteronotus mesoamericanus, 4614 nucleotides. RefSeq names its product ring finger protein 115 (gene RNF115). Gene Ontology annotation, molecular function: ubiquitin protein ligase activity. The record is from RefSeq and is a predicted model, not a curated record. Lineage: Eukaryota; Metazoa; Chordata; Mammalia; Chiroptera; Mormoopidae. Gene Ontology annotation, biological process: protein ubiquitination. The transcript has 9 exons. Gene Ontology annotation, cellular component: cytoplasm. The coding region runs from base 189 to 1109 and encodes 306 amino acids.
UGGAGGCGGGCCUUGGGGGUCUCAAUCGGCGCCGCCGCCUCUUUGGGCCAGGCCGACUCACGUGACUGACGCGGGCUCCGAAGCGGCGGGCCGCACUGAGGAAGCAGCGGCGGCGGCAGAGGCGGGCGGUAGCGGCCAGGCGAGGGACGGGCUGCCUGCCCCCUCGGACGCCGCGGCGAAAGAGAAAAAUGGCGGAGGCGUCGGCAGCCGGGACGGGCUCAGGCGCCGCCGUCGCUGCGCACAGGUUUUUCUGCCACUUUUGCAAGGGCGAAGUCAGCCCCAAACUACCGGAAUAUAUUUGUCCCAGAUGUGAAUCAGGCUUUAUUGAAGAAGUGACAGAUGAUUCCAGUUUUUUAGGUGGUGGUAGUGGCAGCCGGAUGGACAGUAGCACAUCAACACAUUUUGCAGAGUUCUGGCGCAAUUUGGACCACACGAUGAUUAUACAAGAUUUUAGACCAUUUCUAAGUAGCAAUCCACUGGACCAAGAUAAUAGAGGCAAUGAGAGACACCAAACUCACACUGACUUCUGGGGACCAAGUCGACCUCCUCGGCUGCCAAUGACUCGGAGAUACAGAUCACAAGGAAGUACUCGUCCUGAUAGAUCCCCAGCUAUUGAAGGAAUAAUUCAACAGAUCUUUGCAGGGUUUUUUGCAAAUUCGGCAGUUCCUGGAGGAUCCCCACACCCUUUUACCUGGAGCGGGAUGCUGCACUCCAACCCUGGGGACUAUGCCUGGGGUCAAACAGGGCUUGAUGCCAUUGUAACCCAGCUUUUAGGACAAUUGGAAAACACGGGGCCUCCUCCUGCUGACAAGGAAAAGAUCACAUCUCUUCCGACAGUGACAGUAACUCAGGAACAAGUUGAUAUGGGUUUAGAGUGUCCAGUAUGCAAAGAAGAUUACACGGUUGAAGAGGAAGUCCGGCAGUUACCCUGCAACCAUUUUUUUCACAGCAGUUGUAUUGUGCCGUGGUUGGAACUGCAUGAUACAUGUCCUAUAUGUAGGAAGAGUUUAAAUGGCGAGGACUCUACUUGGCAAACCCAGAACUCUGAGGCCUCUGCAAGCAACAGAUUUAGCAGUGACAGCCAGCUACAUGACCGAUGGACUUUCUGAAGCUAAAGACCACAUCUGAGCCAGGGUUGUGGUAGUCAUCUUACCACAACUGUAAAUUGUAUCAAAACAAAAAAAAUAGUAGGUGGAUUUAGGAAUUGUGUAAGAAACCCCAACCCAUAAUAUUAAUGCAGUGUUUUCCUUUACAUUUAAAGUUAGCAUCUAUAGAUGGGAUUGUAUCUGCAACCAAAUGCCUCUUAUUCCUGAAUUCAGAAUGAUAAUUUUAUAAGUGUGAAACUUAAUUAUGUGGGGUUACUUUGCCGAAAGAACUAGUUCCCUUAAAGUCUAACUAGAGUUCUGCUGUCAUGUUACCUUGUAAUGGAGGUUUUCACCUCCUUGUCCAGCCUCCAUCCUAUUAUUAGUGUAUUUUACAGUAAAUACAGUGUGACACCAAAGCACUGAAGUCCUUCUGAUGUAAAGUCCUUCUGUUUUAAUUGUACAGAAGCAUAUACUGUUGGCCACAUUAGCUAUGAAUUGAGAUCAGAUUAAUUCAGGAAUCUGAGACUGAUUUUGUUUUUUUUCUUGAACCAUCAGAUGGCAAUCAAAGAAAAAUUACAGCGGGAGGGAGAAAGUGGCUUAUCAUUAUACUGUUUGGUUUUCUCAUUUUAAUUUUUAAAGACUACUUCAAAAGAUGCAGUUUCUGCAGGAACCAACAUGACAUGUCUUAGGGGUCUUCUGUUGGUAGGAGUCUAAUUCUGGUUCCUUUUUGUGAAAGAGCUGGACAGCAUACAGGUAAAGAAGGACAGAUGUUUGAAAUAAUUGGUACUGCGGCUUUUAAAUGAUCCCCAACUUGUUUACUGUCUUUUGUCCUGGGGACCUUAAAAUAAUUUCCCUCACAGAAAAAGAAUGACUUCAGUACUGCUUCUAUUCACUGUUUUUAGUAAUUCAUUGGCUUUUAGGAAUUGGGAUUUUAUAUUGUCUCAUUAUAAUUUUUUUGUAAGCCCUUUAGUCCUCUCUGAAACCUUUCUGUUUGCUUGGUUCUGGCAAUCUAACUUGGAAUCUAACUUGGAAUCUAUACGUGGAAUCUGACUGAUUAUUGUGAUCAUGCCCAAAACAACUUGGUCCAUGAGAGGUAGGCCUUAUUUUUUUCAGCCUAACAGUGUCCCCAUGUACAUACACAUGCUAUUUGGCUCAUUUGACAAAGAUCAAAAAUGUCCUUGGAACCUCAAGGUCUCAAAAGGAAAUGAUGGGGACAUGUAAUCACUGUUAGUACCCCCAAAAGGGUGACAGAGGGCACUGUUUGUAUGGUCUUAUCAGCCCUUCGUAGUUUGUAAUGAUCAGAACAAGAAGGCCACUUUUUGGUGAGCCUUUUUCUUGGCUUGGAGUCUUUUCUCAAUUUUUAUUGACUAUCAUACACUAAACUCUGAUUUAAGGGGUGAGAGAAGAGAGAGGUAUCUUUGUACUUUGAUAGAUGGUAAAGGAGUAAUGGAGGAAAGAGAGAAAGUGGCAAAGUGGCCUGCUGAAUUAAUAGCCUGCCUGUAAAAGUUGUGACCAUAAGGUAUGAUUCAGAUUGGGCCCAGAGGAAAUAAAAGAUGUUUUUUUUUUUCAUAUGCCUCUCAUGUCCUACCUCUGUAGAGACUGUUUUUUUGGAGAAUGUGAGCUAUUAACUAAAGGCUAUUGGGGGAUGAAGAAGUUGGAGGGAAGUGUGAGGUAUAACAUGUACAUUUAAUGGCCACUGUUCAGCUGUCCCAGAAAAAUUGUGGUAGCUUAGAAAAUUUUGUCUGCCUGUUAAGUGUCUGGAGGUGCCAGGAUAGGCAUUUGUAUUUUUAUUUAUAGCUAGAGAACUAGAAGAGGUCUGAGUAGCUUCACGAAAGGAUGGAAAUAAAGUGCUGGAAUAGAGAUUUGCCUUUUCAGUACACAGAGUAGUAAGUGAUAUCAGUCUAAAUUAUCUAAAAUUUUCUUCAUUUUUUUGUACUGAUUAGAUUGAGGAGAUGACUGUUUUCCAGACCCCCUGCCAUUUACUGAAUCUAUAGUGUUUCUUCCUAGAAUAGGAGGUAUCUCAGACUUCCAGAUUAAUUUAGGUUAAGGAGUGCAGUUGGCCUCUCUAGAGGAGCAGAACUAUAGGACUUGUUUGUGUUUGUGUAUAUACAUGGAUAGAUUUAUAAUGAAUUUGCUCAUGUGAUACGGAGGCUGAGAAGUCCCAAGAUCUGCAGCCAGCCAGUCAGGAGAGAGACAGCAGUGUCAUUCCUGUUUGAUUCUAGAGACCAGAACAUAGGUGAGUUGAUGGUGUAAGUUCUAGUUCAAAAACCGGAAGAUUCAAAACCCAAGAGAAGUUGAUGUUUCAGUUUGAAUCCAGAGGCAGGAAAGGACUGAUGUUCUAAUAACUCAAGCACUCAGGCAGGAGGAGUUCCUCCUUGCUAGCAGGGCUGUCAGCCAUUUUGUUCUAUUCAGCCCUUCAACUGGUUGGAUGAAGCUCACCCAUAUUAGGGAGGGAAGUCUGCUUUAUUUAGUCUACUGAUUCAGAUAUUAAUCUUAUCAAAAAAUACCCUCAUAGACACACUCAGAGUAAUGUUUGACCAAAUAUAUUGGCAUUUCAUGGCUGAGUUAGGUUGACGCAUAAAAUUAACCAUCGCAAGAGAGAAAAAUAGAAAUGAUGCAUACAUUAGAAUGAUCCUUUAUCCAGUUAAGUUUUGCCAAAUUAACAAUGUGUCUCUGGAAAUGUCAUUUUUCUUUUUAAGAUUUCCCUUUAUCUUUUAAAAUAUAUUUUACUGAUUAUGCUAUUACAGUUUUCCCAAUUAUUCCCCAUUUGCCUCCCUCCACCUGGUAUCCCCAUUACCCCCAACAAUCCCCUCCCUUAGUUCAUGUCCAUGGGUUAUGCAUAUGAGUUCUUCAGCUACUCCCAUUUCCUAUGCUGUUCCUAACAUCCACCUGCCUAUUUUGUACCUACCAAUUUGUACUACUUAAUCCUUGUACCUUUCUCCCCUAUUCUCUCCCUUUCCUGUCCCAGCUAAUAACCCUCCAAAUGAUCUUUAUAUCCUAUGGUUCUGUUCCUAUUCUGCUUGUUGCCUUAAGUUUUUUUUAGAUUUAGUUGUUGUUAGUUGUGUAUUUGUUGCCGUUUUAAUGUUCAUAGUUUUGAUCUUUUUCUUACAUAAUUCCCUUUAACAUUUCAUAUAAUAAUGGCUUGGUGAUGGUGACCUCCUUUAGCUUUAUCUUGUCUGAGAAGCAUUUUAUCUGCCCUUCCAUUCUAAAUGAUAGCUUUGCUGGAUAGAGUAAUCGAGGUUGUUGUAGUCCUUGAUUUUCAUCACUUUAAAUACUUCUUGCCAGUCUCUUCUAGCCUGCAAAGUUUGUUUUGAGAAAUCAGCCACCAGUCUUAGGGGAACUCCCCUAUAGUUAACUAACUGCUUUUCUCUUGCUGCUUUUAAGAUUCUCUCUUUAUCUUUAACCUUUGGCAUUUUAAUUAUGUGUCUUGGUGUGGUCCUCCUUGGAUUCAACUUGUUUGGGACUCUCUGCUUCCUGGACUUGUAUGUCCAUUUCCUUCACCAAAUUAGGGAAGUUUUCUUUCAUUAUU